GCUCCACACGCUCAACCCGACUGUGCAGAGUUGCUGCUCGAAGGCGCCGAUCGCGUCACUGAGCUGCGAAGAACGAUGUUUGGACGUCGAGGAAACUGCAAGAAAUUUGGAUUUAUGUGAGGAUUCCAAAUCAAAGGAAGUAUACAGUGUUCCGAAGAAAGUGUGGGAAAAAAAUUAAAGUUCAGCAAGGCAUCUUGAGGGGAAAAACUUGAAGCAUGCAGAGUCACAAGACGAGUGUGAGGCUGCUCUACUGGCUGACCUUAGCGUCUGGGAUGCUCGAGUGUCUCUUCUUUUCUGGUGUCGUGUUUGGGUAUGCCUCCCUGGUGUUUGUGUUGAAGGAGGAUGGGUACUUCAGUCACCUGUGUUUCAAUGGUCCAGACAACAAUGGUACAACUGUUGAAGACUGCAGUCGUCAGGAUGAGAAGUUUGCACUGGUCUUCACCAUUGCAUCUUUCCUCAACAACUUCAUGAUUGUAUUUUGCGGCUUCCUCUUUGAUCGAUUUGGCACAAUGGUCACCAGACUGCUGGCAAUAUGUCUCUACACCACUGGAACCCUUCUUGUGACCUUUUCUAAUGCAACACUUUCAAUGCUGCUUUAUCCUGCGCUGCCCUGCAUUGCUGUGGGGGGGAUCCUGCUCCUUAUGACCAACGUGCAGGUGGGCAACCUGUUUGCAGCUCGUCGCUCCACCAUCAUUACCCUCUACAGUGGUGCCUUUGACUCCUCCUCAUCGGUGUUUCUCAUCAUUAAGGUUCUACACGAACAAGGCAUCUCAUUGCGUUCUUCCUUCCUCGUUCUGUCCUUGUGCUCUAUUAUGCACGUUGUGCGGACCUUCAUUCUGAUGCCCAGGACACGCAUCCCCUACCCUGUGCCACAGUGUUACACCUAUGGAUUGAAAUGUGGGAAAAGCAACUCCCACAACAUGGAGCAGAGGGCGAGGGAUGAAGCGCGACCAGUUUCAACUGAAUCAAGUUGCCGGAUGAACACAUCCAAGGAUGAGACAGAACUCAGUAGCCCUGGAAAAGUGCCAAGUUUCAGGAGUUGUGUGCUGUCCUGGUUCUUCAUGUGCCACCUGUUAUGGCUGUCCAUCAUGCAGCUGAGGCAUUACCUCUUCAUCGGCACGCUCAAUCCCAUGCUCACCCGCCUGGCCAAAAAUGACGCCAACCUUGUGAGUCGAUACACCAAUGCCUUUGCCAUGACACAGCUGUGUGGGGUGUUGUGUGCGCCCUGGAACGGACUCAUACUGGACAGACAUAAGGGAAAGCCUCUUGCUCCUGGAGAAACAGAGCAGGAAGCAGACCUGCGCUCAUCCUUGCCAUCCCUGUUCCUGACCGCCCUGCAGUGCCUGCUCUUUUCCUUGUGUGCCUCCAUUCCCUGCCUCCCUUUGCAGUACUUCACUUUUAUUCUGCAAGUCAUUAAUCGCUCCUUCAUCUACGGGGGAAAUGCAGCCUUCAUUAACAUUGUUUUUCCAGCUUGUCAUUUUGGGAAGCUGUAUGGCUUUGUCAUGUCAACGUCAGCAGUAAUCACACUACUUCAGUUCCCCUGCUUUGCGCUGGUCAAAGGACCUCUUGGUGGAGAUCCUUUUUACGUGGACCUUGUCCUCACUCUGAUCACUCUGGCGGUGUUUAUCCAUCCUUUGUACGUCUUUAUCCACUGUAAGAAAUCAGCGCACCUCAGGAGGAACAGACAUUCUGUCACAUUUGAUGUCAAAGUGCCUGAUGAGUCAAAAUAACACAAGUACCCCUAUGAAAGUGAAAUAAAACAGUCUACUUGGACAAGGUGUACGCAGUAGUCAUGGUCCAACAAUGUUGAAUGAAACCACGAUACCUGGAGAAAACCCACACAGGCACGGGGGAGAGCAUCCAAACUCCACACAG
Molecule: messenger RNA, 1875 nt
Organism: Hippocampus comes (tiger tail seahorse)
Lineage: Eukaryota; Metazoa; Chordata; Actinopteri; Syngnathiformes; Syngnathidae
Gene: slc43a3a
Product: solute carrier family 43 member 3a
Exons: 13
Coding region: 216-1730 (504 amino acids)
Source: RefSeq, a predicted model, not a curated record